AUGGAUUCUGUAAAGCAUCGUUUUAAGGAAAGAAAUACUGAUAUCGCUGUUAUUCCUAGUAGGCUAACCUCACAUUUACAACUGUUGGAUGUGUCUUUAAAUAAAGUAUUUAAAGCAAAGGUCUGCCAUGCUUACAACCAGUGGAUGGAUGAAGCUAUUAAGGAAUACACACCAACAGAUAGUUCAAUUUUUGAUUUUGGGAAAGUCUCAGGUGAAAAAGGAAGGAUUAGUAUCGAAGAAGAGGAAGAAAGUAAUGAAUUAAGUUCAGAAAGUGCAGAAGAUAAAAAUAAUGAAAAUGAUCAUGAACGCAAGUAUUAUGAACACUAUAAAAGUGAAGAAAGAAAUUAUGUUAAUGUUUGGAUUUAA
This is a messenger RNA of Scutellospora calospora, 366 nucleotides long. The record is from the annotation of a GenBank genome assembly. NCBI's taxonomy places the organism in Eukaryota, Fungi, Glomeromycota, Glomeromycetes, Diversisporales, Gigasporaceae.